Messenger RNA from Cinara cedri, 460 nucleotides. NCBI's taxonomy places the organism in Eukaryota, Metazoa, Arthropoda, Insecta, Hemiptera, Aphididae. The record is from the annotation of a GenBank genome assembly.
AUGCGCGGAAUACUCGUGCCGCGGCAUUGUCGGCGAGAAGAUUCCCGGGACUUACUCCGCACACGUUUGUCGGUACGGACCGGCGCGCCGACAGAUUUUCUGCCCGGUUCACUGCCGGCAGACGCCGAUUGCUUUUCACCGGCCGUUCGAUAUCCGACGACGGAAAUCACCGUAUCCGCACCCUCACUAGGACCUCCUGGUACUACCCGUACUCGCUCGUCACUCAUCCGAUUAAAACUCGGAACGUCCCGAAACCGCCGUCCAAAAUAAAUUAUCAUUAUCCACAGCAUUUUACGAAAUACCCGUUAGUUCCGUAAAAAUGAUGUACACAACAACGACAAUGGAAUCGAAUCGUAUGUGUGUACCACUCGAUGGCCACGGGCACCCCGGAAUCGACUCGUACACGGCCGUACGCGGAUCAGGUGGAAUUUUCAAUAGGACGCGGCCCGAGUGCGGUUGA